This is a messenger RNA of Symbiodinium necroappetens, 1230 nucleotides long. The record is from the annotation of a GenBank genome assembly. NCBI's taxonomy places the organism in Eukaryota, Dinophyceae, Suessiales, Symbiodiniaceae.
AUGUUGCCCAUGGAAGAGGGAAGCUCUGAAUCUUCGCUGGAUGAAGAGGAGGUGGGCUAUGCUGCUACCCGAAUUCGUUCGAUUUCGGUGCAAACAGACGAUGGUGGCCGAGCGCACACAUUGAUCUUGGAGGAGUAUGAAGAGCUACAUAAUGACGAUCGCAUGUUCGAGGCUCGACAUUUCGCUUUGGGAAAUCUGGCCGCCAAGCUUGCACAUUGGCGCCUGGAGGGCCACUGGACAAUGCAGUGCGUCUCUUUGUUUGCCGGUGGCUUCCUCACACAUUUAUAUGCUUAUUCAGGCCCCCGUGUUGGUGGAGACCUUGCCCAAGCAACUCUCAUCACACUCUGCGGUCACCUGGCACCGCCGCUGACCGCGCCAUUUGCUUUUGGGGCUUUCACAGGCGUUCUAUCCCCAAAGCUUGCUCCUGCUUAUCACUGGCUCGCCCUUCUGCUCCUUGUGGGCUGCAUUCUCUGGCUCUUGGUUUCCCACUUCAAGGUCUUUGUCGGCUUUGGAGGCCGUGUAGGCUUCACUGCAUUCUGCUCCUGCUACCUGGUGCAGGCCGUGGUUCUCAUGCCGGUGGGUGCCGUCGAGUACCGCGCAGUGAAUCUUUUGGCUGACAUGCUGCUUGACGGAGCAAAAGUGUCGUCUGUGCGCGUUGCAUAUGAACAGCGUGUGUGGCAAAAGGAUGUGAUUUCUGUCUUGGCACCAGUGUUUGGAGCCGUGACUGCCAAUUUUCUGCGCAGCUGUGGCGCCAGCCUUGAGAACCCAAUCACUGGAGCAACAUCCGGCUCACUCACGGCGUUCCUAGUGCUGUCUGUCAGUGGUUGGAGCUUUGCACCCGUUGCAAUGAAUGGGUUUGCAGUUGGAUCUUUCGUUGGCAUGGCCUCUUUCGAGUACCUCCCGACAACGAUGGAUGCAUGGGAUGAAGAGGACAAGUCCUUGUUCUAUGACAAGACCUUCCCCCACAGGCAGAUUCCGUCCAUCGAUGGUCCGGGAGCCACAGCUACCGGCUUGGCUCAGCCAAUGUGGGUUCCAGCACGACGACUCCACCGCGGUCAGUGGCGUCUGUUUGAUGGCAUUGAUGGCCGGCUGCAGAUGGGUCGGGGGGCUUUUGUCUGCUUCAAUCCUCGCACUUUCCUAGCUUCGGAACGCAUCAGAGCUGGAGCCCCGUAUAUUGGGACAGUUGACAUUUCCUCUUCUGGGCCGAAGAGGGUCUUAUUUACAAACUAG